This is a messenger RNA of Lactuca virosa, 2112 nucleotides long. Lineage: Eukaryota; Viridiplantae; Streptophyta; Magnoliopsida; Asterales; Asteraceae. The record is from the annotation of a GenBank genome assembly.
UUAAGCAUCUCAUCCCCCCCAAUAUCUUUGAUCUUUCCCCCCCACCUUCAAAUCCUAAGCAGCAUAUACUAACAUUUUAUACAGAAGCAACCAAAAUAUAUCACAAGAUAUAAUAUGGCUCUCCCUGAAUUACAGGUAGCAAAAACUCUAAGUGAUGCUUGGGACUACAAGGGUCAGCCGGCUCACCGUGCCACCACCGGUGGCUGGAUUAGUGCCGCCAUGAUUCUAGGAGUGGAGGCAUGUGAAAGGUUAGCGACUUUAGGUAUCGCUGUGAAUUUGGUGACAUAUUUGACCGGGACGAUGCAUUUUGGAAAUGCUAGCUCCGCCAAUGAUGUCACCAAUUUCUUGGGUACCUCUUUCAUGUUAUGUCUUCUUGGAGGUUUUGUCGCUGACACUUUUCUUGGCCGGUACCUCACCAUUGCCAUAUUCGCAGCAGUUCAAGCAACGGGUGUAACACUUUUAACCAUCACAACCGCCAUCCCUAGCCUUAAACCACCAAAAUGCACCCCUGACAGCGGCAACUCAUGUACUAAGGCUACCGAGGUCCAGCUGACGUUUCUCUACCUUGCACUCUACCUGACAGCUCUGGGGACAGGUGGACUGAAAUCAAGUGUUUCGGGUUUUGGGUCAGACCAGUUUGAUGAGUCCGAUAAAGGGGAAAAGACCCAAAUGGUCGCUUUCUUCAGCUGGUUCUUCUUCUUCAUAAGUAUCGGGUCGCUUGGGGCAGUUACUGUUCUUGUUUAUAUCCAGGACAAUCUUGGUCGUCGUUGGGGGUAUGGGAUCGUGGCUUGUGUCAUUGUUACGGGGUUGGUGAUCUUCUUGUUGGGUACAAAAAGGUAUCGGUUCAAGAAGCUUGUGGGUAGUCCUUUAACACAGAUAGCUUCGGUUUUCGUGGUGGCAUGGAAGAAGAGACACAUGGAGCUUCCUUCGGAUCCUUCCUUAUUGUUCAACGUGGAUGAUAUUGUAAUUAACGAAGGAGCUGAUAGCAAGAAAAGCAAGCAGAAGUUGCCACACAGCAAAGAAUAUCGUUUCCUUGACAAGGCAGCAAUUAAAGACGGAGAAAGAUCAUUCGAAUCACUAGCUACGGUCGACAAAUGGAAUCUUUCAACUUUAACUGAUGUCGAGGAAGUAAAAAUGGUGAUCAGAAUGUUACCAACUUGGGCUACCACAAUACUAUUUUGGACAGUUUAUGCGCAAAUGACCACACUCUCUGUGUCACAAGCUACCACAAUGAAUAGACACAUCGGAAACUCUUUUCAGAUCCCUGCCGCUUCCCUUACAGUUUUCUUUGUAGGAAGCAUUCUUUUAACGGUGCCAAUCUAUGACCGGAUCAUUGUUCCAAUUGCCAAACGGUAUCUCAAACACCCACAAGGGCUAAGCCCUCUACAGCGUAUAGGAAUAGGACUAGUCCUAUCCAUCUUGGCCAUGGUUGCAGCUGCUAUAUGCGAGAUCAAACGACUACGAGUUGCUAGGUCUCAUGGCAUAGUAGAUGAUCCCUCUAAGGUGGUCCCAAUAACAGUCUUUAUGUUGGCUCCGCAGUUUGUAUUAGUGGGUGCCGGUGAGGCGUUUACUUACAUAGGACAGCUUGACUUCUUCUUAAGGGAGUGCCCAAAAGGGAUGAAAACAAUGAGCACUGGAUUGUUUCUAAGCACAUUAUCAUUAGGGUUCUUCUUUAGCUCUAUUUUGGUGACAAUAGUUCACAAGAUUACAGGAGACAAGAAGCCAUGGAUAGCUGAUAACUUGAACCAGGGGAGGCUUUACAACUUCUAUUGGUUACUUGCAAUUUUAAGCGUCGUGAACUUUGGGAUAUUUCUGGUUGUGGCAAAAGGUUAUGUCUACAAGGAGCGUAGGCUUGCUGAAGAAGGCAUCGAGUUGGAAGAAGAUGACUUUGUAGGCCAUGCAUAAAUUUGGAGUUAUUUUUUGUUUAGAUUUCCCUUUUGAUGUAAAAUUCUGAUUGCUAUUUCUCCCUCUUUGUUGUUAUGCCAUGUUUGGUCCUAACUUUUUGUGAAAAGAAAUAAGGGACAACAAUGGAAAUGUAAAAAAGGAAGGCCAUUUUUGUUGUUCAUAUGAAAAAAGCAGGCUUAAUUUGACGAAUAAAUGGGUGUUCAAAUC